CAUGCGUAUGUUAAUGAAUUCCAAUGAUUCGUAAAUAGGGCACUCAUGCACGCUCAUUCACAAUUACCACAAUCCCCGCCUAUGAACUACAGCUAUGCAAAUUGCGUGUCCAGGAACACAGUGGAAUAAUCUGGUCUACUUUCUCAGAUGUGAUGGCACUGAAAGAGGAGUGUGAAGUACUGAAUGAAAUGGAAGAGAAAGAACAGUAUGAUAAACACUGUGAUGUCAUAACUGGAGAAAUAUAUUUUAGUUGCUCACAGACUGAAAAAACUUCCUCACGAAAAAGGGCUCAGAAGACGGGGACUAAAAAUUAUUUAACCUGCUUUCAGUGUAGAAAGUGUUUCAAUCAACAUGGAAAGCUUGAAAUCCAUGUGAGAAUUCACACUGGGGAGAAGCCAUACACAUGCCCACAAUGUGGAAAGAGUUUCAAUCAAGAUGGAAACCUAAAAGUCCACAUGAGAAUUCACACUGGAGAGAAGCCUUACACAUGCCCUCGGUGUGGAAAGAGUUUUGAUCUACUUGGAAAGCUUAAAGUUCACAUGGCAAUUCACACAGGAGAGAGCCCUUUUACAUGCCAACAGUGUGGAAAAAGUUUCAAACAAAAAGGAAACCUUAAUAACCACAUUAGAAUUCACACAGGAGAGAAGCCUUACACAUGCCCUCUGUGUGAAAAGAGUUUCAAUCAAGAUGGAAACCUUAAAGCCCACAUGAGAAUUCAUUCUGGGGAGAAGCCUUACACAUGCCCUCAGUGUGGAAAGAGUUUUGAUCUACAUGGAAACCUUAAAGCCCACAUGAGAAUUCAUUCUGGAGAAAACCCUUUCACCUGCCAACAGUGUGGAAUACGUUUCAAUCAAAAAGGAAGCCUUAACAGGCACAUGAGAAUUCACACUGGAGAGAAGCCAUUUACCUGCCAACAGUGUGGAAAAUGUUUCACCCGAAGAGGAAUCCUUAAUGACCACAUGAGAAUUCACACCUGAGAAAGGCCUUUUACCUGCCAACUGCAAGGAAUAAGUUUCACUUAAAAAGUAAUCCUUAACAGGCACUUGAGGAUUCACACAUACAACAAUACAUAUACAUACAAAUGUUUUUGUUGUAGAAAUG
Molecule: messenger RNA, 1101 nt
Organism: Sinocyclocheilus anshuiensis
Lineage: Eukaryota; Metazoa; Chordata; Actinopteri; Cypriniformes; Cyprinidae
Product: gastrula zinc finger protein XlCGF8.2DB-like
Exons: 2
Coding region: 153-977 (274 amino acids)
Biological process (GO): regulation of transcription by RNA polymerase II
Cellular component (GO): nucleus
Molecular function (GO): DNA-binding transcription factor activity, RNA polymerase II-specific; RNA polymerase II cis-regulatory region sequence-specific DNA binding
Source: RefSeq, a predicted model, not a curated record